Messenger RNA from Patella vulgata (common limpet), 5219 nucleotides. RefSeq names its product E3 ubiquitin-protein ligase BRE1B. Lineage: Eukaryota; Metazoa; Mollusca; Gastropoda; Patellidae. The record is from RefSeq and is a predicted model, not a curated record. Gene Ontology annotation, cellular component: nucleus; HULC complex. Gene Ontology annotation, molecular function: ubiquitin protein ligase activity; metal ion binding. The coding region runs from base 146 to 2983 and encodes 945 amino acids. The transcript is spliced from 19 exons.
UUUUCCUUACAAAAAUGACAAUUCUGCUUUAUCAUUCACAAUAUUUGUUGACUUUGCCAUCACCGUAGAUUGCUUGCUUAGAGGUUAACAAGAUGGCGUCUUAUUGAUGAUUGGUGUUUGUUAGAGUCUUGUUGCUAAGACCAAAAUGGCUACCAAGAGGCCUGCAGAAGAUUCUGGUGGGUCUGGAGCUUCGGCUUCCAAGAAGCCAACAUUGACCAGACUAGAACCACUGAAACUUGGAUCAAUUUGUUCUUUGGAAGAAUUAGAUCUUAAGGUACUAGCUUUUCAAAAUAAGAAACUUUCAGAGAGAAUUGAGCAAAGAAAAAAGGCAGAGGGAGAACUUAAAAAACGAAUUGAACAGCUAGAAAAUCGACAAAGAACGGAUGAUAAAGUUCUUAUGAUAGUUAAUCGAUACUGGAAUCAGCUUGAUGAAGAUGUUCGGGUAUUGCUUCAAAGAUUAGAUGCUGAAACAGCUGAUGAAGAUGAGACUAAAAAUGAGAGUAGUGAAACAUCAUCCUUUCUGACUCUUUUAUCAACUUGGGAUAAACAGGAACUUGAGGAUAAACUGAGUCAGAGAGUGGAAUUCUCUAAAAGAGCCAUCAGUAAGCUACUACAGGCAGUUGAUCAUUUAUUACAAAGAAAUGAAAAGCUUCAUACGGGUAUAGCGGAUAAGGUAGAGAAAGAUAGAAAAGACUUAUUGGCUAAUUCUAUUAAAGCUGCUGAGGAGGAGAAAAAAGAGGAUGAAGAUAAAAAAGAUGAAGAUAAAGAAGAGGAAGUUGAAAAGGAAGAAAAAGAAGAAAAGAAUGAAGAAGAAGAGAAGUUUCGGGAGUUUGAAAUGUUAGUUAAGGAAGAAUUAGCGGAGGUUCGACGUGAAAAUAAACAACUACAUAAUCUGGUUACACAGCUUCAUCAAAGACAUCAUGAACAUACAUUAACGAUCUCAGAAAUGCAAGAUAAAGUAACAGCUUCCGAGACGGAGAUAGCUGAGAUCAAGAAUAAAGUUGAUGAUCUAGAAUAUGAAUAUGAGAAAGCUGAUCAGAGAGCUGAGAAAUUGGAUCGACAUCUUGCUGAUGCCAUACAGAAGUUGACAUAUUAUGAAGAAACUGGUGUCACUGUAGAAGGUGUUAAAAUAGGAGCAGGUGGAAUGGUAUCUAAUAAAAAGCUUGAUGAGAUUUUUGCUGAACUAGAAGAACAGAAGGAACUUGCUGGUAAUCGUCUAACAGAACUAGAGAAACUGAGUAAAGAUCAUCAAGAAGCCAUGAUAGAAAUAGAGAAAUUAAAGCUUGAUCUACAACAUCUACCAGAAAAUAUUAUCAUUGAUACAACAGAGUAUAAAUGUAUGCAAUCUCAGUUUUCUGUUCUCUAUAAUGAAUACCUACAGAUGAAGACUCAACUGGAAGAGACUAAAGGCGUGUUAACCAGUAAUAAAAAUACUCAUUUACGACAAAUAGAGCAAAUGGAGAGUGAUGAACUGACAAAUCAGAAGAAAUUACGAUCUGAAAUGAUCCAGUUAGAAGAUUUGUUUGCUCAGGUUAGAAAGGAAUACGAAAUGUUGAGGAUAGAAUUUGAACAGACUUUAGCAACAAAUGAACAAACAGCUACCAUCAAUAGAGAAAUGAGGAACUUGAUACAGAGUUUGCAGAAUCACAACCAACAGUUGAAGAUGGAAAGUGUGCGAUAUAAACGAAGGUUAAAAGAGGCACAAACUGAAAUAAAUAAGUUAAAAGCUGAGAAUACUGGUGGUUCGUGUGCUUCAUCCACAUCAUCUACUACAUCUGAUUUAAAAAUAGAGAUAAAAGAUGACUCUAUCACCACGACAACAACCAGCAGUAAACCUAUUGUUAUAGAACCUGAUGUUAUUAUCAUUAAAAAAGAUGAUGAAGAUUCUAUGGAUGAGUUUCGUGAUAAGGGAAAAACUGACUUGGAAGUUAUCAAAGAUUUACGUACUCAGUUAAAACGAGCACUAGACAGUCAGAAAGAAUUAAAGUUAUUAUUAGAUAUGUAUAAAAGUGCACCCAAAGAACAAAGAGAUAAAGUACAGCUAAUGUCUUCAGAGAAGAAAGCUCGACAAGAAAUAGAAGAACUGAGAGGUCACAUAAAGAAAAUGCAAGAAUCUGAGAGAAAAGAAAGAAGAAAGCUGGCAGAGGAAGAUGCCAUUAGGAAAAUCAAAAAGAUGGAAGAAACAAUAGCUGAACUUACCAAAAGUUUGUCCUCUCAAAAACAGAGAGAAGAAGCUUUACUGAAUGAUUUAGAAGUAACAGGACAGGCAUUUGAAGAUAUGCAAGAACAGAACACACGUCUUUUACAACAACUAAGAGAAAAAGAUGAUGCUAACUUUAAACUCAUGUCUGAGAGAAUCAAAUCCAAUCAAAUCCACAAGUUAUUACGAGAAGAGAAAGAUGUACUAGCAGAACAAGUGGCUACAUUACAAACUCAAGUAGAAGCUCAGAAUCUUGUGGUGAGAAAAUUAGAAGAAAAAGAAAGAAUUCUUCAGAAUAAUUUAUCAACAGUUGAAAAAGAACUAAGUUUUACUCAACAAGCUAUGGAAAUGCAGAAGAGAAAAGCUGUAGAAAGUUCGCAGACAGCCGCCGAUUUAAAACUACAUUUAGAUAAAUAUCAAUCACAAUUAAAGGAAUCACAGCAGGCUGUAUCAGAGAAAACAGGUUCUUUAGAACAAGAAGCUUUUAAAUAUAAACGUAUGCAGGAAGAGAUAGCUAAACUCCAAAGAAAAUUAGAAAGAAGUAAAAAGAUUGAAAUGGCUGGUGCGGCAGAUGAAGUUUUAUUAGAAGAAAUAAAAGAAUAUAAGGAGCAGUUAACAUGUCCAUCAUGUAAAGUAAACAAGAAAGAUGCUGUCCUUACAAAAUGCUUCCAUGUUUUCUGUCUCGAGUGUUUGAAAACCAGAUAUGAAACUCGCCAGAGGAAAUGUCCCAAAUGUAAUGCUGGUUUCGGUGCUAAUGAUUUCCAUAGACUUUAUUUGUCAUAAAUAGAAUAAAAUUGUUUUGUUAUUGAUAAGACUAUUAGUACAGUUGGAAAUCGUAUGUUUAAGUCUGAUAUAAAUUAUCGUAAAAGUAUGGUACUGCUAUCUGGUGAGAAAGCCAUGUAUUGUGAUGGAUAUAUAACUGAGUUUUUUUUAACCAGAUUGCUUAGAGAAAUUCUGCUUGUGGUUAAGAAAUUAAAAAAAAUGUUUGGGAGCCAGUUUUAAAGAGAAAUUGAGUAUCAGCUAGUAUCGAUGUGCUGAAUCGAAGUUGAAUGAAUGUGUUUAAAAUAUUUAUUGGACAAAAAGGAAAAUACGGAUUCGUCAUUUAUUUUGUUUCAUUUUACACAUAUAUUUAUUAAUCUUCAUGUCCCAUUCUGAAUAAGCUUAAUCAUUUUAUCUUCAUAUUUAUGCCAUUAAUCAUUUCAAAAUAUUUUUAAUCAUCUCUGUAAAUCAGUUUUAUAUGUACAUACAUUCCUGUUCAGUGUCUCAAGCAAUUUAUUUAAUGUACAUUUUAUUAAAAAUUAUUCUGCAUCUGUUUACUAGUUUGAUAUUCUCGGUUUCAUUUUGUAUCAUAUUUAUAUAGGAUUCAUUAAAGAUGCUGAUUGUCAUUUCCAUUUUUCGGACAAUAUUGCUUCUUGUUUGAUUAGUUAUCUUUGUAAGUACUGAAUGGAAAUGAAUCAGUUUUGGACUGAUAUUCAACUUUCAUAAUAUUGUAAUUUACAAGGGAUUCAAACUCUGUCAAAUGACGGUUAGAGACUUUAAAUUACCAGUACAUGAAAUUUUGUAUAAAUUAAUCAUCUAGUUCAUACUCCCAUCCUAUUAUAUAAUUGAUUGAUAUGAAGGAAGUUAUAUGUAUACUAUUGUACAUAUUAGAAAAUAUAUAAAAAUGGUAUAUUUAAGUUUUAGUUAUAGUUACAUGUAUUACAAGGAUUUUAUUAUUAUUGCCUUACUUGACAGAUUGAGUAAGCAUUUGCUUCUGAAUUUCAAGAAAAAUCCUUAUUUGGUCAAGCACAUAAUCAAGUUAUUUUUACCUGGAGAUAAUCAUUUUAGUUAAACCUCAAAAAAUGUCAGGUCCAAAAACUACUACCUGACAUAUUGAGCUUUGUUCUGGACAUGUAUUAUAAAAUCAUUAAAAACACUUGUAAAAGUGAAAAAUGUGUGUCCGGCAAAACCACCAUAGUGAGAGAUCUCAAUUUGUGCCUGACAUCGUCUGACAGGUGCCUUAGUUCUAGGUUUGUUUAAUUGGUAAAAGCUAUAUAGGUUAAUACUGCUAUUGAGUUUAUUUUAUGAACUGCAUUCAGUAAUUGGGAAAUAUUCAAAUAAUAAAACACUAUUUAUGGAGAACACUCACUAGUACUAGUAGUAUAUGCUAUGCAGCAUAUAAACACAAAUAAAUGAUUGAGUUGCAACCUAUUGGAAUGGGUAACAGAUGGUGGACUUUUUUCAUUGAAUACGGUAGAUAAUAGAGACAGUCCUUGUAUAUUAUGUUUAGGUUGUAUAUAUUCUGUUGACAUUUGAUUAUUAUGUUUUGAUGAAUGCAUUCUAUACUUAAAACAAAUACUAACAAAUAGACACAUUAUACUGGUACCGUCAAUGUGUGUGAAUAUAGGUCUAAUGGGCAUUAUAAGAUUUAGACACAUAAGUAUACUGGCAUUUGGUUGUUACGAUGGAAUAAAUAACAUGGCCACAUGUACACACUGGCAUACACGUAAUAGAACCCUUCGCUUUGGGAAUUUGAUGAAAAGUGGUCAGAAACGCCUCUUUCUAGGCAUGAUUUCCCUAAUAGCACAUUGCAUGGCGUAUGUCUGUCUUCAUUAGCUCUGUGAGUGCAGAAAAAUAGGACGUUAAGCUGCAUUUCAUUUUAUUUCAGAAUUAAGUUGUUAAUGUUUGAAAUUUUGAAUAUACAGUAUAUUAAAUAAAUAACGAUAAGAGUUAUGUCCCUUUAUUUUCGGAAAGAAAAUGUCCGACAACUAAAAUUUUGAAAUCCCAUCACUGAUUCAGACCUGCUGUGUAUAAGACAGUUCAUGAUAUUAAUUAUUUACCAUCAUUUACAUCUGUAUCAUUUCUUGUUGCAAAGCUAAUUAUGAAAGAAACUAGUCUUAGUUAUUUAGAAGAAAUUAUAUGAGGAAUUAGUUUGCAGAUAUUUUAAAAUCUAAACUGUAUACUUUGUGUGUAGUGGAUAACUAUUUCAAAGAAAAAAUGUACCAAACAGAGAAUUGUAAUAAAAAUGGAUUUAAAAGAA